GGUGGCGUGGUGGGGGGGCGCAUGGGUGCGAGCGGAGCCUACGCUGGUGGCGUAGGGUUGUGGCUGGCUGGCCGCUGCCCGCGGAGUGGUGAGGGGAGGCGUGAGGAGAGCUGGGCCGGGGGCGCCGCCAUGGGAAGGCGGCCGCGGGGCAGCGGCAGCGCGGCCCGCCGCUGAGGGGCCCGCCGAGCUGGGAGACUGAGGAGCCACGCUGGGAGGGCCCUCUCUGCAGGAUGUUCUCGCCACCAAAGAACUCCCUGUAACAGGCAAUGAUGACAAUCCUGGCGGGACCUUGGAAAGCACUAACAUUUCAGUAGCCCAGCACCUGUGGGUGGCCGCUUAUCCCUCCUUCACGCCCUGCCCUCCCACUGAUCACCGUGAUGGUGUAUUAACCAAGAAGAGCCCUGUUUCUUUUCUCCUUACUCCUCAACUUUCGGCAGCUCUGGGAUUUGUAUGGCAGCAGCGUAACCGUGGAGAGGCCAGGGUAUCACAAACUUAUGGAUUUUGAUAAGAGAGGAGGGAAAGGGGAGCUGGAGGAAGGUAAAAGGAUGUCUAAGACAGGUGGAGGAAGGAGCAGUCAUGGAAGCCGAAGUGCUGGAACCAACUCAGGAGUCUUAAUGGUGGGUCCCAACUUCCGGGUUGGCAAGAAGAUUGGAUGCGGCAAUUUCGGGGAGCUCCGUCUAGGAAAGAACCUCUACACGAAUGAAUACGUAGCUAUCAAAUUGGAACCCAUAAAAUCCCGGGCCCCCCAGCUGCACCUGGAGUAUCGGUUCUACAAACAGCUUGGCAAUGCAGAAGGAAUUCCUCAGGUUUACUACUUUGGCCCCUGUGGGAAGUACAACGCCAUGGUGUUGGAGCUGCUAGGACCUAGCCUAGAAGAUCUCUUUGAUCUGUGUGAUCGGACCUUCACGCUCAAGACUGUCCUGAUGAUCGCAAUCCAGCUGAUCACACGGAUGGAGUACGUCCACACCAAAAGCCUGAUCUACAGAGAUGUCAAGCCAGAGAACUUCCUGGUGGGGCGGCCGGGCAGCAAGCGGCAGCACACCAUCCACAUCAUUGAUUUUGGCCUGGCCAAAGAGUAUAUUGACCCCGAGACCAAAAAACACAUCCCCUACCGAGAGCACAAGAGCCUGACAGGGACAGCACGCUACAUGAGCAUCAACACCCACCUUGGGAAAGAACAAAGCCGCAGGGAUGACCUGGAAGCAUUAGGGCACAUGUUUAUGUACUUCCUCCGCGGAAGCCUCCCUUGGCAAGGCCUCAAGGCUGACACGCUAAAGGAGAGGUAUCAGAAGAUCGGUGACACCAAAAGAGCCACACCAGUGGAGGUGCUCUGUGAGAACUUCCCAGAGGAGAUGGCCACAUACUUGCGCUAUGUGCGGCGGCUGGAUUUUUUUGAGAAGCCUGAUUACGACUACCUGCGGAAGCUCUUCACAGACUUGUUUGAGAGAAAUGGUUACGUGUUCGACUACGAAUACGACUGGGCAGGGAAACCAUUGCCCACCCCCAUCGGCACAAUGCACAACGAGGUGCAGGUGCAGCCCCCGAACAGAGACAAAGCACAGCCACACACCAAACACCAGCUGCCCGAGGGGACGGAGUUGUGGGAUCCUCAGGCCAGUGGGCAGCCUGCCGAGGAGCCUUUGGGAGCUCACCUGGCAGCCAGCAGGCUCGGGGGGUCCAUCCAGGUGAUGAGCUCCACCAAUGGCGAGCUGAACACGGAUGACCCGACGGCAGGACAUUCGAACGCCCCCAUCACAGCCCCCACCGAGGUGGAGGUGACAGACGAUACUAAGUGCUGCUGUUUCUUCAAGAGAAGGAAGAGGAAAACCACCAAGCGUCGCAAAUGAGCUGCCAGGGCCAGGUGGAGCGGCGUGUGCGAUGGCUCCUCUCCCUCUGGCCAUGGCUGGAUCUUGACCUGCAGAGCUGGCGGUGGCCCCUUGAUUUGGAGGGGGUCGGGGGGUGGGGGGGGAUGGGCUGAGCCAGAUGGCCUCCCCCAGCGACCCACAUGCAGGCGGGGAGCGGGGCCUCCCCAAACUGCUUGUCCUUUCCUCUGCCACUCGCCCAGUGCGUGGCUGUUUACUCGAACCAAGCCCAACUUCGCUGAAGUUCCUGCAUC
Messenger RNA from Phalacrocorax carbo (great cormorant), 2116 nucleotides. The record is from RefSeq and is a predicted model, not a curated record. Lineage: Eukaryota; Metazoa; Chordata; Aves; Suliformes; Phalacrocoracidae.